This is a messenger RNA of Papaver somniferum (opium poppy), 927 nucleotides long. RefSeq lists its product as uncharacterized. The coding region runs from base 1 to 927 and encodes 308 amino acids. The record is from RefSeq and is a predicted model, not a curated record. The transcript has 2 exons. NCBI's taxonomy places the organism in Eukaryota, Viridiplantae, Streptophyta, Magnoliopsida, Ranunculales, Papaveraceae.
AUGGGAGUUUAUUAUAAAGGUGUUGGUCAAGAUUUUUACGGAGGACGAGAUGAAUCUCGUCUUUUUGUUGAGAAAUAUAACCAUUUUUUUGGUCGCAAGGUCAGAGUCGUCAAGAUCAAUCCAGAACGGUAUACGGUGGAGUGUUUUUACAAGGAGAAAUUUACUUGUGACUGGAUGUUCCAUGCAGCUCCUAAGACUUCCAAUGUGAAGGGUCAUUUGUUCCUCAAGACCUAUAACGGGGAACAUACAUGCUAUGCUGGUUAUAGUGACGGAACAAAGGCUGAUCCGGUUACGCGCGAACUUGUCAAGAGCUUGAUAUUUGACCAGAUCGAACAGAAUCCCAACAAGAAAGUCAGGGAUAUUGUUAGAGAAUUCAAAAGUGAUUAUGGGUUAGAAUUGAGCUACAAUCAGGCGCAUGCCGGGAAAGAAUUAUGUUUGAAGGAAUUGUAUGGCGAGGACACUAAAUUAUACACCGACUUGGUUUGGUGGUGUGAAGCCGUGAAGAAACACGAUCCAGGUAGUAGGGAUGAUUUAGUUAUUGAAGGGGUCCAGUUUAAGAGUUUGUUCUUAGCCUUCGAUGCUUGCAUCUCGGGUUUCGAAUAUUGUCGCCCGAUAUUGUUCUUGGGUGCAACUUUCCUAACUGGAAAAUUUAGGGGUUGUCUUAUGGCGGCUACCGGGAAGAAUGCGAAUAAUGGAAUAUUUCCUCUGGCAUACGAUAUUGUAUCAGGUGAAACUAUUGAGAAUUGGCAUUGGUUUUUGGAGAAACUAAAAACUAUCUUGGGUCCUCGUGUACUAAUUAUUAUUUCGGAUCGCCAUAAGGGUUUUAUCCAAGGAAUUCGUGAUGUUUUUCCAACUUUCCAUCAUGGUUGGUGUUACCAGCAUUUGAAGAAUAAUGUCCGUGGUAAGACCAACAAGAAAAAGGGAUAG